Molecule: messenger RNA, 222 nt
Organism: Parnassius apollo (apollo)
Lineage: Eukaryota; Metazoa; Arthropoda; Insecta; Lepidoptera; Papilionidae
Source: the annotation of a GenBank genome assembly
AUGCAGCAUCUACAGGAUACUCACACGCUCCAAUUGUUGCUUACCAAAGUUACAAUUUUAGAAAAAAGGCUUCACCACGCCGGAACUCACUUGGCCUUCAACGUUCGAAAGCGGUCUGGAGCACUCUUAAGGAAACGUAAACAACCACAACUGCAGAAAACUCCAUCUAUCUGCGACGACGUGGAAUUAAGAUCCAUUUCUACCCGUGAGGUAUUUACCUAA